AUGCGGAAGAAGCGACUAAAAGUUAAUCAAGUCAGCGAGCUCCAGGAACGAUAUACGAACUUGGUGCUGUUCCUUCAGCGAGUUCAAGACUCCGAUACGACUGGUCAGAAACAGCUUUUAGAGCUGUCAACUUUUGAAUCAUUACUUCAGGAAAAUGGUAUAUAUUCGCUGAAGAAACUUAAGGGUGAAUCGCCGAUAUCUAUGUCUUCUGCGUCUGCAUCUGCGUCUGUUUCUGCUUCUGCGUCUGCUUCUGCUUCUGCUUCUGCUUCGUCGGCUUCUUCCUUGGCUUCUUCCUUGGCAUCCUCUUCUGCUACUAAAGAGAGAUCAGUUGAUGUGGAAGAUGACGAUACUUCUGAUAGUAUUCACAGAACAGCAGUCUACGGACCAACGGCAGUGUAUGACGAUGACUCCCUCAUCUCAAAAAGAUCUACAAGCAACAAAGACGAUUUGGCUAGUGUCAAAAUCAUGAACAAAGAUGAGCAAAUCCUUCAUUGUAUCAAACUAUUUUUCAAUUGGCAAUAUCCAGACCAUAACAUGUUCAUUUUCCGAGAGUCUUUCCUUAUAGACUUUUUCAAUCCAAAGCCAAACAUGAUGUAUUGCUCCAAGGUACUUGUGUUAGCCAUCUGUGCCCUCGGGUCUUCUAUGUCUGAGGUUGAUACCAUUUACAAUCGAUCCAAGGAGUUCUAUGAUGAAGCUAAAGCCCGUUUACUUUCUCAAUUGGACCAUCCGCCUUCUAUUACUUCAAUUCAGCUGUUUCUACUUCUAGCGUUCUAUGAUAUAUGUAACGGCCAUAAUUCCUCGGGUUGGAUGCUUUCUGGUAAUGCUAUCCGAAUGGGGUACGAUCUAGGGUUCCAAUUGAAUCCAAAGGUUUGGUUCAUGCACAAGCAAAAGGCUGAUAAACUCACAGAAUCCAUUCGUUCACGUAUCUAUUGGGGAUCUUAUAUGGCAGACCAUUUCAUUAGUUUGUUAUUGGGAAGACCAAGUUUAUUAAAGAAAUCUGAUGCUUCCAUCCCAGAACUGGAGGACUUGCCAGAUUUGGGCUGGAUCGAUGAAUACAUUUAUAACCGAAAGAGUGAUCAAGUAUCGUAUAUUUCGAAUCCUCUUAAGAAAAUCAUUGUUUUAAUUUCUAUAAGUGAUAAUAUUUUAAGUGAUAUUUUCACCAAGGAUGAAUUCAAUCUUGAAGACUCAAAGAGACUAGAUAAACUUCACCAAUACAAUCUUCAGAUUCGAAAGUGGAAGGAAAGCUUACCUGAAGAUCUAAGAUGGGAUAGACAAUCUCUUAGUGAAACAGCUGAAAACCCUACCCUUGCUGGCUUACGAUAUUAUUAUUAUAUCUUGGUACUAUGUUUGAAUCGGCCAUUUGUGGGCUUAUGUUUACAGAAGCAAAUGCAAAAGCAAUCAGCAGCAACAAAUACUGUUGAUGAUGAUCCAGAGGCAGAUGCUGAGGAUUAUGAGGGACCCUUCUCACCAAUUAAAAUUUGUGAAGAAGCAAUAGGAGAUUUGUAUGUUGCCAUUAACCGAUUUAAAAAAGUACAUGGUCUCCGAAGAGUUUCCAUAUUUAUUGUCUACAGUUCGAUUUUGGCCAUUUCAAUAUUGUUAUUGACCAACACUUACAGACAACUAGUGACUGAAAGAAAGAAAAAGAAGUUGCUAUUCUUCUUGGAUGUGUUACGUGGCUCCUCCAAGACUUGGAAAUUGGCGGAGAAAUCUUAUAAUUUAAUUCAAAUAAAAUUAAAGUUCAAAAAGGAAGAAAGAACUCAAGAUGAGGCAGUGGAUACUCCUCCCCCAACACCACAAAUGAUCCCCGACGUUAUAAGUACUCCUCCAAUAAUUAAACAAGAACUUAUGGAGUUAAGACCAAUAUCUCCAAUUGUUUCUAAUCUCCGAUCAGUUUCAGAGGAAGCUAAUGGAGAUCCAAAUGUUUCCAAUUCGAAUUCAUACCUCCCUCCACCAAAGAUUGUUGUUGGUCCCUCAGUAGAACCUGUUUUGAAUCCCCCCUCACAGCCUCUACAAUCACGACCGAUCUUGAAACCACAAGUGGCACCUUUCCCACUCCUACAACGAAGAUCGAUCAAUUCUCCAGAUACCAAUGAACGCUUCCCGAUGGCGCUGGUGAAGCGAGAUCAAAGAUUAGAAGAUGACCCUACCAAUGGAAUAGUUGGAGGUGAGAUCUCGUCAUCGGUUUCAUUAGACUCAGGCGGAGUUAAUGGCGGAUUUGAAAUUUUAUCUUCGGUUGAGCAAACCAAUACAGAUAUAUUAUUUGAAGAGAAUUUAGAUUUCUUUGGGGGUCCGCCAAUGUUAAUGACGUCGGAUUUAUUUGAUCAAGACUGGGAAGCAUUAUUCCCUGAUUAUGUGUUGAAGAAUUAG
Messenger RNA from Lizanozyma spartinae, 2367 nucleotides. RefSeq names its product Tea1p (gene TEA1). Lineage: Eukaryota; Fungi; Ascomycota; Pichiomycetes; Serinales; Debaryomycetaceae. The transcript has a single exon. The record is from RefSeq and is a predicted model, not a curated record. Gene Ontology annotation, molecular function: DNA binding; zinc ion binding. Gene Ontology annotation, biological process: DNA-templated transcription. Bases 1 to 2367 code for a protein of 788 amino acids.